Meriones unguiculatus (Mongolian gerbil) is the source of this 2937-nucleotide messenger RNA. RefSeq names its product rhomboid 5 homolog 1 (gene Rhbdf1). The record is from RefSeq and is a predicted model, not a curated record. Gene Ontology annotation, cellular component: endoplasmic reticulum membrane. Lineage: Eukaryota; Metazoa; Chordata; Mammalia; Rodentia; Muridae. Gene Ontology annotation, molecular function: serine-type endopeptidase activity. Gene Ontology annotation, biological process: regulation of protein secretion; regulation of epidermal growth factor receptor signaling pathway. The coding region runs from base 25 to 2718 and encodes 897 amino acids. The transcript is spliced from 18 exons.
ACACGGAGGCAGAGGGAAGAGUGGAUGUGCAGGCAAGGGGACGCACGGAGUGCUGCUGUCACUCUGCGCAAUGGCUUAAGUGGGGGCAGGUGCAGCCUGACCCUUGUACCUGCUGGGAAAGAGGCCUGUCUCACUGCACCUGGAACCAUGAGCGAAGCCCGAAGAGACAGCACCAGCAGCCUGCAGCGCAAGAAGCCCCCAUGGCUCAAGCUGGACAUCCCGGCUGUGGUGCCCCCCGCAGCGGAAGAGCCCAGCUUCCUGCAGCCCCUGCGGCGGCAGGCUUUCUUGCGGAGCGUGAGUAUGCCUGCUGAGACAGCCCGUGUCCCCUCGCCCCACCACGAGCCCCGGCGGCUGGUGCUGCAGCGGCAGACAUCCAUCACACAGACCAUACGCAGGGGGACAGCAGACUGGUUUGGAGUGAGCAAGGACAGUGACAGCACCCAGAAAUGGCAGCGCAAGAGCAUCCGUCACUGCAGCCAGCGGUAUGGGAAGCUAAAGCCGCAGGUCAUCCGGGAGCUGGACCUGCCCAGCCAGGACAACGUGUCACUGACCAGCACCGAGACGCCUCCUCCACUCUAUGUGGGGCCAUGCCAGCUGGGCAUGCAGAAGAUCAUAGAUCCUCUGGCCCGUGGCCGGGCCUUCCGCAUGGCCGAUGACACUGCCGAUGGCCUGAGUGCCCCCCACACUCCCGUCACACCUGGUGCCGCCUCCCUCUGCUCCUUCUCCAGCUCCCGCUCAGGUUUUAACCGGCUCCCUCGGCGACGCAAACGCGAAUCGGUGGCCAAGAUGAGCUUCCGGGCCGCUGCAGCCCUGGUGAAGGGCCGGUCUAUUAGGGAUGGCACUUUACGAAGGGGACAGCGCCGAAGCUUUACUCCCGCCAGCUUCCUGGAGGAAGACAUGGUGGACUUCCCGGACGAGUUGGAUACAUCUUUCUUUGCCCGGGAAGGUGUCCUCCAUGAGGAGCUGUCGACGUACCCAGAUGAGGUGUUUGAGUCCCCAUCAGAGGCGGCGCUCAAGGACUGGGAGAAAGCCCCGGAGCAGGCCGACCUCACGGGUGGGGCCCUGGACCGCAGUGAGCUUGAGCGAAGCCACCUGAUGCUGCCCCUGGAGCGAGGCUGGCGGAAGCAGAAGGAGGGCGGCUCGCUGGCCCCGCAGCCCAAGGUGCGGCUCCGCCAGGAGGUGGUCAGCACGGCCGGGCCCAGGAGGGGUCAGCGAAUCGCUGUGCCGGUGCGCAAGCUCUUCGCCCGGGAGAAGCGGCCCUACGGUUUGGGGAUGGUGGGACGGCUCACCAACCGCACCUACCGGAAGCGUAUUGACAGCUACGUCAAGCGGCAGAUCGAGGACAUGGAUGACCACAGGCCCUUCUUCACCUACUGGCUCACCUUCGUGCACUCACUGGUCACCAUUCUGGCUGUGUGCAUCUACGGAAUUGCGCCUGUGGGCUUCUCACAGCAUGAGACCGUGGACUCGGUACUUCGGAAGCGGGGCGUCUAUGAGAACGUCAAAUACGUCCAGCAGGAGAACUUCUGGAUCGGCCCCAGCUCGGAGGCCCUCAUUCACUUGGGCGCGAAGUUUUCUCCCUGCAUGCGCCAGGACCCACAGGUGCACAGCUUCAUCCUUGCUGCCCGGGAGCGCGAAAAGCACUCGGCUUGCUGUGUCCGCAAUGACCGCUCUGGCUGCGUGCAGACGUCAAAGGAGGAGUGCUCGUCUACGCUGGCAGUGUGGGUGAAGUGGCCCAUCCAUCCCAGCGCCCCAGACCUUGCAGGCAACAAGAGGCAGUUUGGUUCUGUCUGCCACCAGGACCCCAGGGUGUGUGACGAGCCUUCCUCCGAGGAUCCCCACGAGUGGCCAGAAGAUAUCACCAAGUGGCCGAUCUGCACCAAAAACAGUGCCGGGAACCACACUAACCACCCCCACAUGGACUGCGUCAUAACAGGCCGGCCCUGCUGCAUCGGCACCAAAGGCAGGUGUGAGAUCACCUCCCGGGAGUACUGCGACUUCAUGAGGGGUUACUUCCACGAGGAGGCCACGCUCUGCUCUCAGGUGCACUGCAUGGACGAUGUCUGUGGCCUCCUGCCCUUCCUCAACCCUGAGGUGCCUGACCAGUUCUACCGCCUGUGGCUGUCCCUCUUCCUGCACGCUGGGAUCCUGCAUUGUUUGGUAUCCGUCUGCUUCCAGAUGACAGUCCUGCGGGACCUGGAGAAACUGGCAGGCUGGCACCGCAUAGCCAUCAUCUACCUGCUGAGCGGCGUCACCGGCAAUCUAGCAAGUGCCAUCUUCCUGCCAUACCGGGCAGAGGUAGGUCCAGCCGGCUCGCAGUUUGGUAUCCUGGCCUGCCUCUUCGUGGAGCUGUUCCAGAGCUGGCAGAUCCUGGCCCGGCCCUGGCGUGCCUUCUUCAAGCUCCUGGCCGUGGUGCUCUUCCUCUUUGCCUUUGGGCUGCUGCCCUGGAUCGACAACUUCGCUCACAUCUCGGGCUUCAUCAGCGGCCUCUUCCUGUCCUUCGCCUUCCUGCCUUACAUCAGCUUUGGCAAGUUUGACCUGUACCGCAAGCGCUGCCAGAUCAUCGUGUUCCAGGCAGUCUUCCUGGGCCUGCUGGCCGGCCUGGUGGUCCUCUUCUACGUCUACCCGGUCCGCUGUGAGUGGUGCGAGUUUCUCACCUGCAUCCCUUUCACCGACAAGUUCUGUGAGAAGUACGAACUGGACGCCCAGCUCCACUGAACCAGCUGCGGACACCCUAGGCCUCCCUGCCCUCCCAGGGCGGAUUGGAUGGUGCUUCCUGAACACUGACCUCUUGUGCCUUGCUCGCUCCCGUUGAACCCUUACACUGCCGGACAUUUAUUACAUGAGUUCCCAUGAUAACCUUCUAACUAGUCCCCCGACGACCACCUCACGUGGCCAAUAAAUGGACUGGGAGCGUUUUAGCUGCCACUAACUUGA